AUGCCAAUUAACCACUUCUGCAGGCGCGCAACAGCACAAGCUGAGAUUUGCUGGAUAACAUUUGGUCGGGAUGUGGUGGAUCGUUGGCCAACUCCGAAGGGGAAAUGGGUUGAACCUGUGACCGACUCCCAGCGAAUCCCAGACCUGUGCACUGCCUUGGAAAUCAAGUCAUCGAAAAAAUCCCCGAUUGAGGCAAUCUAA
Opisthorchis viverrini is the source of this 201-nucleotide messenger RNA. RefSeq lists its product as hypothetical. The record is from RefSeq and is a predicted model, not a curated record. Bases 1 to 201 code for a protein of 66 amino acids. The transcript has a single exon. Lineage: Eukaryota; Metazoa; Platyhelminthes; Trematoda; Opisthorchiida; Opisthorchiidae.